AUGGUCGACCAAAGCGACGUGUUUUAUGAUCAAAUAACCUCGUCUCUUGUGCAGGCUACGGAAGUCAUGACUGACUCCUCGCUGCCGGACGACAACAAACAACACAGCCCAGCCAGUCAAUCAGGCCCAAUGGACCAGCAGAUAGCACAUCCUAAUCUGGGCCAGGGUUUAUUGCCAAGUCAAGGUGAUACAACAUCAUUCUCACACAAUCUUGACCCCUUCGGAAUUUUGGGCGGCCCUGCUCCCUUAAACAACUUACUUGAUGACCCGGGUAGCUCCAUCGGAGCGAUGGACUACGACACUCAAGAAGGUUUCUAUAGCUUAGAUCAAGUGCAGCAUUCUGCUUCGGCCCCUCAACUUGAAUCGCAUCAAACCAAUUCUGAGUCCCAAAUUUCUGGUUUUCAGUCGCAUCAGCAUUACAAUUCUGGCCAAACACAUCCCCCAUUAGGUUUACCUUCUUCGACUGCUGGUAUUGAGAAUGAUGCUCCUGUUUCUGGUAUCGCCAAUUCUACGGGUCAAUUGAUAGCUAAUUCAUCCCUCUUUACGAUGGAAGCCGGUUCAAUGGCCUCUGCUCCCUUCGCCCAUCACACCAACAUCGAGACCAGUCCAAUCUAUCCAGGCGUCUUUCCUCAUGCUCCGGGGAGCAACGGUGAUGAUGAGGACAUGGGCUCCAUGAGCGGUGAGGAAUAUUACGAUGAUUAUGACGAUGAUGACGAUGAUGAUGAUGAUGAUGGAGAUUCCGAUGAUGAGGAUAACCCGGCGUACGGCAAUACCCUCAUUGAAGAUUCUGACCUGUAUCGUUUCUCCUCUGACAGGUUGCCCCGAGUUCCUUCUAUAUUUGGAAGCUCGAGAAGUACAUACGAUGAUUCCAAUUCGGAGAUAAACGAUACCGAAAAGUUUUACAUAACCGAUGAUGAAAUAUCUUGUUGUGAUCCUACAGAAUACAGUAACCCAAUGUUUGACUUUGGCAGCGAUGUGCAUGAUAGUGGAGUUUAUCAAAGUCACGCUCAAAGCUCUACCACCAAUGGACGCUCUCAACCCAUGUCUUUUACGAAUUUCGACAACAGCACUAUCCAAAAUUUUACCCUUAGUAACGACGCGGAUGAAGACGAUCACCUCGAUUUCGGGGGGUUUCCGCAAACUGAAACCGUGUCAAAUUUCAUUUCUCAAUUCUCAAUUUUUGCAGCACCAUCUAAAGGAAUCUUCCUAUUUCGUGAUUCCUAUAAUGCCCUUUUCGUCAAUGACACAACGAUCACUUUCCUUGCUGGUCUUGACAUGACGGACGCUUUUUUGAAAUCUCAUGAUCAUACAAAAGAAUCACCACACUUUGUAUUAUAUCAAACACUGCCCUGGCCCAGGACUUCAGCCUCUCCACAAGUCACCCCACCCAGCCGGAGAAUUGCUGCAGUUACACGCCCUGAUGGUCUUCUAACUGAGGACCAGUAUACUUACAUGCACGGCCCCUCUGAAGAGUCAAUUUACUACGUCCCUCCAUCAUUGGUUUUAAAAUACUUCAGUGCCCAUAUUGCCAGCAGUCUUCUAGCGGCCCCUCUCGCUCCGUGCGAUGGCCAUACAUACACACUUGCUAACGGACUUGAAUUUCCAGCGUUCGAGAAGAAUCUAACAGUCGAGAUGUUCAUUAAGCAAUGGCUUGUUCGAUCAAGGGUACCUCUCGAGCAGCUUGCUUUGAAGGAUCGACCUCACGUCACGAUAUCAGAUGCAGCAGCAGACGUCUCGUAUUGGCCUCGUCCCCACAAGAUAACGCGUCCUGAGAAGCAUCAAUUUAAGGUUUAUGAUAUUCAGAAUAUCCCUUGGUCAAAAAGGAUGAGUGUCCGGAGGUCCGAUGCUAGGAUCCUUCGUGAUAGCUGGUACAAAGGCUACCGUAAUUUGAUAUUCAAUCCUCAUGGGUAUUCGAAGCGGCUACCACAGACCGAGAAAUUCUUCAUGGCGAAGACCAUGUAUACCAAAUACAAGGCGUCAAUGUCCCAUUUUCAACUGCGCAAUCUUAUGUCCGUGACAUCGUCGAAUACCGUGCAAUAUGCUCAUCGAUCCAAAAUUUACACAGUAACCCCGUUUCACAACCAAAAACAUUUCCUGAUAGACCUCUCUAAUCCGUCAAAAUCGGCGACCUUUUUUGAGCCAGUCAAAAUUUCAACCAUGAAAGCGAAGCAUGGUGUCACAGUAGUUGGCGGGUUCUCUGGCGAAUAUGCGAUGAGAGGUGACGUGACCGAUCACAACACUGUGGAUGGCUAUAUCACUAAAAGCCAAAACGGAAUCACAAAUCAUAUUGAUAUUGUUAGGCAUCGGACGAGUCGUAGCCCUCAGGCAAUUAUAUCAUCGAACGAUCAAUAUAUUCGAAUCCUUGACUGUGAGACCAACAAAUUUGUCCAAAACCACAAAUUCGCUCGUGCAAUUAACUGCACUGACACCUCUUUGGAUGGUCGACUACGCGUUAUAGUUGGCGAUGCUAAAGAAGCAUGGAUAAUCGAUAGCGAAAGUGGAAAACCGGUGCAACCACUAGUCGGCCAUCAAGACUUUGGAUUCGCAUGCGCCUGGUCGCCGGAUAUGCUCCAUGUUGCAACUAGCAAUCAGGAUGGAACAGUCAACAUCUGGGAUGCUCGUAUGUGGCGAGUACUCCAAUUUAUCGAGUCUGAUGUAGCGGGUUAUCGCUCUUUACGAUAUUCUCCUGUUGGAGGUGGCCCACGUACGCUUCUGAUGUGCGAGCCAGCAGACCGCAUUGCAAUAGUCAAUGCACAAACCUACCAGACACGUCAAGUACACGAUUUCUUUGGUGAAAUUGGAGGGGCUGACUACACACCUGAUGGAGGCCGGAUCUGGGUGGCAAAUAUGGAUCAUAUGUUUGGCGGAUUGAUGGAGUUCGAUCGAUGCCAGUGGGGUCAGGAGUUUGGGAUCGGGCGAACGAGGAAGCGAUAUAUAGAGGAGCGCCUUGAUACUUACUAUCCCGAUUUGCCUAACGAGUGGCUUCCUGAAGCGGACUUAGAUGACGAUGAGAGGUGUGCGCUCGGGCCUGGAGAGAGAAAGUUGCGCUUCAGGCGCUUGAUGGGCAACAGAGAACAUGCUGACCUUCUUUGUUGA
This is a messenger RNA of Histoplasma capsulatum G186AR, 3096 nucleotides long. RefSeq names its product WD domain-containing protein. Gene Ontology annotation, molecular function: protein binding. The transcript is spliced from 3 exons. The record is from RefSeq and is a predicted model, not a curated record. Bases 1 to 3096 code for a protein of 1031 amino acids. NCBI's taxonomy places the organism in Eukaryota, Fungi, Ascomycota, Eurotiomycetes, Onygenales, Ajellomycetaceae.